AUGAGCUUUCGACGGGGGACUUUCAAGAACUUUGCUAUUAGCAUCAUACAAGUCAUAACAAUCAUCUGUCAAGUGUUGACGGAGGAGCCUCGUUUCGCUGAGCCGAUCCCCAACGUGACCGUGGCUCUUGGCAGAGAUGCCAGCCUGCCAUGCGUUGUUGAACACCUCGGCACAUACAAAGUUGCAUGGAUUCACAUUGACCGUCAGAUGAUACUCACCAUUCACCGUCACGUGAUAACGCGUCUGGCCAGAUUCAGCGUGUCCCACGACAACGCGAUGACCUGGCUGCUGCACGUCAGCCAAGUGCAGCAGGAGGACCGCGGGUACUACAUGUGCCAAGUCAACACCAACCCGAUGAUAAGUCAAGUGGGAUACCUUCAGGUUGUAGUGCCACCGAACAUCCUCGACGACGAGAGCACGCAGUCCGCUGUCGCAGUUCGGGAGAACCAGAACAUCAGCCUGGUAUGCAAGGCCGACGGCUUCCCGACCCCAAAGAUUAUGUGGCGACGCGAAGACGGUCAACCGAUAUCCGUGGACAGAAGGAAGAAAGUUACCGUGUACGAAGGUGACAGCCUGAGCCUGCAGCGUAUCAGCCGAACCGAAAUGGGCGCGUACCUCUGCAUCGCAACCAAUGCGGUGCCGCCGUCCGUCUCCAAAAGGAUCAUCGUCGAUGUCGAAUUUUCUCCGAUGAUUUGGGUCCCCAAUCAACUGGUUGGCGCGCCUUCGGGCACUGACGUCACGGUGGACUGCCACACCGAAGCUCACCCCAGGGCCAUUUCGUACUGGGUAUACGACAACGUCAUGGUGCUGCCCACCAAGAAGUAUGCCGUCACCACAGAAGAGAACUCUUACAGGGCGCACAUGAAGCUGACAGUUCGCAAUCUUCAAAGCGGCGACUUUGGGAAUUACCGGUGCAUUUCAAAGAACUCGCUGGGAGAAACGGAAGGUUCCAUUAGGUUAUACGAAAUCCCUAUGCCGUCGACAUCCCCGAAGGCGACAGAAAUGAAGAGCACCGCUAACAAAGAGAGUGUAAGGCGGGCGAACGUUAGCCGCGCGGUACAGCGCGAGCCGACCGAGCGACCAAGCGUGGUGCGCGCGCAGCUCGACCGGGCCCCCGAGCGGGAUGCCGCGCACCACGUGUACCGCGCCCCACACCCGCAACACGCCUCAGGAACGACUCAUCAUCGGUGCUGGCAACGGCCGUAUUUUGUGAUUAUCUUCCUGGUUCAGAUGGAAUUUCUAAUC
Iphiclides podalirius (scarce swallowtail) is the source of this 1245-nucleotide messenger RNA. The record is from the annotation of a GenBank genome assembly. Lineage: Eukaryota; Metazoa; Arthropoda; Insecta; Lepidoptera; Papilionidae.